AGCUGUUUCGGCUGCCCGCUGACCCGGCAGGACUCACUUCGUUGCCAGGAUGAGGGAGCCAUGGGCGCUGCUCCGUGCGCGCGGGUGGAGCGCCCCACAGGGCCACUGUCACGGGAGACGCACGAGGAUUUACAGACCUUCGACCGCGCAUUGUUGGCGCAGGUGAAGAAAGGGAAGGUUGAGGAGAACUACGAACUCCUAGAAGAGUUGGGCCAUGGAAGCUUCGGGGUGGUCAAUCGUGCCAGAGACACCCGGAGCACAUGCGUCUCAAUGGCCACGUAUGUGGCAGUGAAGACAAUACCCAAAAAGAAGAUUUCAGAUCCAAAGUCGGUCAAAGAUGAAUUCAACGUCAUCCGGCAAUUAGAUCAUGCACAUAUUUGCAAGGCCUAUGAGUGCUAUGAGGAUCGCCGGCAUAUUUAUUUGGUGAUGGACAUUUGUUCUGGUGGCACCUUACUGGAGACGUUGUGCGUCCAGCAGCGCUUUCCAGAAGCUCAGGCGGCGAAAAUCAUGCGCCAGACCUUAUCUGCGCUGCUGUAUUUGCACCAGGCCAAUUUCAUUUUCCGUGAUUUGAAGACGGAGAACAUUAUGUUUGCCAAGCCGGUGAAGGAGGGUGAGGUGGGCAACAUCAAGCUCAUCGACUUCGGCCUCUGUUGCCCCUUCCGCCCCGGCGCCAAGAUCACCAAGGCCGCCGGGACGCCCUACUCCGUGGCCCCGGAGCUGGUGACGCCGCCCGUGCAGUACGACCAACGGUGCGAUUCCUGGAGCGCUGGCGUGGUGAUGUUCAUCGUGCUGAGUGGACAGUAUCCAUUCCAUGGGAAGACCAAAGACGAGCUCUUGAACAAAAUCCGAAAAGAGCCCGUAAGCUUCAAGAAUCCCCGCUGGAAGAAGAUCUCCAAGGACGCCAAGUCCAGCGUGGCGGAGCUGCUCCGCAAGAAGCCCGAGAACCGCUGCUCCAUCGCCGACGCGCUGCGGCACGUGUGGCUCAAGGCCAAUGUGACGCUGCCCAGCGCUGAAGUGAUGAAAGGCAUGGUUGAGACGAUGAUCCAAUUCCAAGACCUCAACAUGCUCCAGAAGGCGGCCUUGACGGCCUUGGCGUGGCGCGCCAGCGACGAGGAUACUCAGCACUUGCGGCAGAUCUUCGAGUGUUUGGACCAGGACUCCAAUGGCCAUGUCACGAUGACUGAGCUUCGGGGCGCCUUUGCAGAGGUGGGUGUGGAGCUGCCUGGUGAUCUCAGCAUUUGUGGCGUGGGCACCGAUGGGAACGACACCAUCGAAUACACCGAGUUUUUGGCGGCGGCCUUGGACAAGAGCAAGGUCCUUAAGGAGGACAUCGUAUGGCAGGCCUUCAAGAUCUUCGACUCCGAUGGCAGCGGCACGGUGACCAAGGCGGAACUCUUAAAGCUGCUGACCACCGGGCGGAGUGACAAGGCCAAGCACGAGAAGGAGUCUAAGACUAUUGAGGCAUUUUUAGACAGUUAUGACACCUCGGGCGAUGGCGUUGUCGACUUCAGCGAAUUUUUACAUAUGCUGGAUGAAAGCCAGGACCCGCACAGGCACAGGCCGGUGGUGGCAAAGAUUGAGAGCCCAGCAAAGGUUCCAGAAAUGAAUUCAUAUCUUGACCUUUGCGCCAGUAUCACUAGUGCACCCUGUGAAAAAGAGCAGGUGGCACACCCUGUACCAUCUAGACAGACCUCCAAGCGCUUAUCCAAAGCGUCUCAUCAAAAAUGGCCAGCAGGUUGUUGUUCAGAAGCAUCGAUAUGGCACAACAAUCAGGAGGGUGUGAGUGCUUCUUGCAUGGAUGCUCUUAAUUGA
Durusdinium trenchii is the source of this 1812-nucleotide messenger RNA. NCBI's taxonomy places the organism in Eukaryota, Dinophyceae, Suessiales, Symbiodiniaceae. The record is from the annotation of a GenBank genome assembly.